UAUUCUGCCACGCGCCCUUCGUAUUCGAUCGAGCGUGUCAAAGGGUUGCCAAUUAUUGUUGUGAUUCCACAUCAAGGAGCUGCGUAACGACAUAAUUCGAGAUGGAUGGCGCUCCAUCUGCAUCCAAAACAUCACCUGGCGUGGCAAACGACUUUGCACCUGCAGGAAACCAAGACGCUGCAAAGGCAAGCACCUCGUCCUUGGCGCCGCAAUCGCCACCGCCAUCGCUGCCUGCAUCACUAGCCGCAGCUAGCACGGGAGCCAGCCCUCCGUCUGACAUGGAUGAAGACCAACGCUCCAGCGAGCGGCAGCUUGAGGAGGCAGAACGACGCAAAGCAGAGCGCGACAGGACUAAUGAGAGGGCCACGAUGGAGGCACGCAUUGCUGCGGUCGCCAAGCAGCGCGAUGCCAAGACAGAUCGGAUGAUCGACCGACUGAAGAAAGGUGACGAACAACUCGCGAAUCUCCUUUCGCAAGCAGCCGACUCGCUCUCAGCGCUUCUACCUAGGCGGCAUAGCAGCGCUGUUGGUAUCGAUCCGGGUCUCACAAACGACCCGAAUGACCUCGACGAGGCAGAUGCCGAUGAAUUUGAGAAGAAGGCGCAGGACUGGUUUACGGGCCUCAAUGAAGUGCAAACGAACAUGCGAGCUGCAGUGCAUCACCUGAGGCGAUCAAAACUGCCCCCUUUAACACCAAACGCAUCAAGCGUAUCACAAGCGUCAGGGCAGCUCGGGUCAGCAGAACGAGGCGAUAGUCUACGCCUGCUUGACCAAGUCGCACAAGGCGGCAGCAGCAGCAGAGAUACAAGCUUGAGCACCGAAGAGGAGUCAUUGAGCGUCAGUGCGCUGCGUUUGGAAGAACAGGGAUGGAAAGGCCUCAGCAAGGCGCUAGGCGAGAUCCACACGCAAAGACAAGUCGAAAGCGCAGGCGGGCAGGCGUCCAGUAGAAGCGGUCCAGGGACCGGCUCUUCGACGCCACUCACCAGGCCCAUCUCGCCUGUGGUAGAUCCGCGCGCAGCGGAAGCGGACCAACAGAUGCGAAUACAAGGCACGGCGGGCAAGAUCCUAUCCCACUUGGCGACGAGCGAUGCCAGGCUGCUCGAUGCGCUCCUAAAGAGCGGCGCCUGAUCCUCUGCAGCUGCCACGGGCGAUGCCCCAAAGCAUGCACCAAGAAAGUGAUCCGGCGCUUACAGCAGUGGGUGUGGCACAAUCACGAGCAGACGAUCGCAUAGUUUUCCUUUACC
Tilletiaria anomala UBC 951 is the source of this 1243-nucleotide messenger RNA. RefSeq lists its product as uncharacterized. Gene Ontology annotation, biological process: regulation of transcription by RNA polymerase II. Gene Ontology annotation, molecular function: transcription coregulator activity. NCBI's taxonomy places the organism in Eukaryota, Fungi, Basidiomycota, Exobasidiomycetes, Georgefischeriales, Tilletiariaceae. The record is from RefSeq and is a predicted model, not a curated record. The transcript is spliced from 3 exons. Gene Ontology annotation, cellular component: mediator complex. Bases 102 to 1127 code for a protein of 341 amino acids.